CAUUAUAUUCGUGUGUUUCUUUUUCAUUGGUGCCAAAGGACAAACUUUUCUUUUCUUAAUGAACUUUAUUAAUUCUAGAGCUAGUGUUCAUAUUGAAAUCAGAUAAAGAGAAAGAAAGAGAAAAAGGCAUGGGUGGCGUGAUGAGCUAUGUGAAGGAGGCCUUCGUUCAUCCGUUGCGACGAGAAGACAGACAAAUGCAGAGUGGGAGGCAGCGACGUAACCGGCGGCCAGAACGGCGUAGCUUGGAUAUGGCGGAGGAUUUGCCGGGGAGGAGUUUUGUUCAUCAGGCCUCGCUUGGGCAUGAGAACAAGAGAUUCCGGAAGCCACAAAUUACAAAGAAAUAUCCCUACGUCCCUGACCAUUUCACUUCUCUUCACCAGGUAACAAAUGCGUUGAGACAAUCUGGCCUAGAAUCGUCAAAUCUAUUGCUUGGAAUUGAUUUCACCAAGAGCAACGAAUGGACAGGUAGACGGUCCUUCCAUGGUAGAAGCCUGCAUGCAAUCAGUGAAGAGCUCAAUCCUUAUGAACAGGCCAUUACCAUAAUUGGAAAAGCUUUGGCACCUUUUGAUGAAGACAAUUUGAUUCCUUGCUUUGGAUUUGGAGAUGCAACAACUCAUGAUGAAGAGGUAUUCAGUUUUCACCACGAUCAAUCACCUUGUCAUGGAUUUGAAGAAGUCUUGAAUUGCUACAGAAGAAUUGUACCUAAUUUGCGCUUAUCAGGUCCUACUUCAUUUGCACCCAUAAUUGAGGCAGCAGUUGACAUUGUUGAGAAAAGUGGAGGACAAUAUCAUAUAUUGGUUAUCAUUGCAGAUGGUCAGGUCACUAGAAGUGUUGACACAGAGAUGGGAGAUCUCAGUACACAAGAGAGGAAAACAAUUGGCUCGAUUGUCAUGGCAAGUUCUUAUCCCCUGUCAAUUGUUCUUGUGGGAGUUGGUGAUGGACCUUGGGAAGACAUGAAGAAAUUUGAUGAUAGAAUUCCUUCCAGAGACUUUGACAACUUUCAGUUUGUGAACUUCACUUCUAUUAUGGAAAGUAACUCAAGUCCUGAGGAGAAAGAAGCAUCUUUUGCUCUUGCAGCUCUCAUGGAGGUUCCUUUCCAAUAUAAAGCAAGCAUGGAACUUGACAUUCUUGGGCAUGUAACCGGCAAGGCCAAACGUGUAAAUCCUCGUCCCCCUCCCAUUCCUUUCACCCAAAGGCAGCAUUCAUUGACUCAAACAAAUGAUCUUUCACAAUCAAGUAUAGGAGAUCAAAACAAGACUUGCCCCAUUUGCCUCACAAAUGAUAAAGACAUGGCUUUUGGGUGUGGCCAUAUGUGCUGCAGAGAAUGCGCAGAAAACUUAACUAUAUGUCAUAUUUGUCGUGCAACUAUUAGGUCACGUAUUAGAUUAUACUCUGGAUAAUUUUAGCCCAUGUAUUUAUAAACUUUGGGAUUGGAGAUAUUUUAAUCUACAUUUCAAGUGAUGUGUCAUGUAACCAUUCAUUUCUGUUGUAAAGGAAAAUAAUACAAUAGAUGUGUUUAAAUAAUUUUUAUUUUGAUUCAAUA
Molecule: messenger RNA, 1543 nt
Organism: Dioscorea cayenensis subsp. rotundata (Guinea yam)
Lineage: Eukaryota; Viridiplantae; Streptophyta; Magnoliopsida; Dioscoreales; Dioscoreaceae
Product: E3 ubiquitin-protein ligase RGLG4-like
Exons: 11
Coding region: 129-1400 (423 amino acids)
Source: RefSeq, a predicted model, not a curated record